This is a messenger RNA of Rhizophagus irregularis DAOM 181602=DAOM 197198, 411 nucleotides long. Lineage: Eukaryota; Fungi; Glomeromycota; Glomeromycetes; Glomerales; Glomeraceae. The record is from RefSeq and is a predicted model, not a curated record.
AUGUCUGGUGUAGAGUUGGGUCUAUCAGAAGCUAAUUAUAGCGAGUCACCUUCAAGUGGUGGCCACGCGUUUGAAAAAUAUAAGAAAUGUUUUAAUCUUGCUUUGGAUCAUUGUGAGGACGAUAAGCUCGAUAAGCUUAGAGCUGUGAAUAAUGACGAAGUAACUUUACAAAGAGAUUGGGAGACUUGGCUAAAAGAAAAAAAAGCUCUUGUUGAGCAAAUCAUGAUACAGUUCUGCGCAUUCAACAUCAACUAUGACCAAUUCAAAUUUACUAUUGAAGAAGACUCACCUGAAGAUAAAAACUCAAUUGAAUCAAAAAAUUCAGAGGAGAAAGGUAACAAGAAUGUUGAUUGGAGAAAGUGGUUAGAGAAUAUUCUAGACGUCAGUAAAAUGACUACCUAUGAGAAAUAA